CAUUUUUCAAAAAAGAUGGCAGCGUUGCAGCAAAUUGUGGAAAACAAUGAACGCGCUUCAGCGUUGGUUGACUCCCUUAAGUCAGAGAUGGCCGGGAUCCAAAGUCAGCUCGUGCUCCGCAAGAAACAAGAGCUAAUCAAGGAAAACGCCUCACUUGAAAAAGAAAUCGAAGCGGCUCUGGCACAGCUAGUGCAACUCGAACUACGAAAUGGCAAGCAGCAGAUAUUGGUCCCAGGCUCCCGAGAAUUCUGCACCGAUGCCGCGGCAGAAGCUGGCUCCAAGCCGGCAGCAGCUGCCCCUUCAAAUGGACCCGCAAGUGAAGCGAAAGCACCUUCCGCUCCACAAAAGGAGAAAAAGGUGAAGGAAAAGAAACCUGCUGCCGAGAAGCCCACUCCUGUCGCCGAGGCUCCAGUUGAUGUCGGCCGCUUGGAUCUGCGCGUGGGAAAGAUUAUUGAGGUGGGACGUCACCCCGAUGCGGAUAGCUUGUAUCUAGAAAAGAUUGACUGUGGCGAAGCCGCCCCACGCACGGUCGUCUCCGGCCUGGUCAAGUUUGUGCCGCUGGAGGAGAUGCAAAACCGUAUGGUUGUGGUAAUGUGCAAUCUGAAACCGGCUAAAAUGCGUGGCGUGACCUCAGAGGCCAUGGUGAUGUGUGCAUCGACACCGGACAAAGUGGAAGUGUUGAGCCCACCUGCAGGCGCAGUUCCCGGCGAUCUGGUUCACUGCGAGGGAUACACACGGCAGCCGGAUGCUCAGCUAAAUCCUAAGAAGAAGAUCUUCGAAACAUGUGCUCCUGACCUAAUGACCAAUGCCGACCUGGUGGCAUGCUACAAGGGCUCAGCUCUGCAUGUUCCUGGCAAGGGCAAUGUUGUAUCUCAAUCCCUGAAAAACGUCAAUGUGAAGUAAACCAAUAAACGAACAUAUUCUGACA
This is a messenger RNA of Drosophila persimilis, 928 nucleotides long. RefSeq names its product aminoacyl tRNA synthase complex-interacting multifunctional protein 1 (gene AIMP1). Gene Ontology annotation, molecular function: tRNA binding. NCBI's taxonomy places the organism in Eukaryota, Metazoa, Arthropoda, Insecta, Diptera, Drosophilidae. The transcript has 2 exons. The coding region runs from base 16 to 903 and encodes 295 amino acids. The record is from RefSeq and is a predicted model, not a curated record.